Molecule: messenger RNA, 951 nt
Organism: Lathyrus sativus (Indian pea)
Lineage: Eukaryota; Viridiplantae; Streptophyta; Magnoliopsida; Fabales; Fabaceae
Source: the annotation of a GenBank genome assembly
AUGACUCUGUCACCAACAAAGAAAAACACUCACCGCAUCAACCUUACCAAAGAAAACACUCCGAACCAACCAUUUCCAAAAAUAGUCACAAUAACAUACACAGACAAAGACGCUACUGACUCCUCCAGCGACGAAGAAGAACCUUCAAAACGCAACCGAAUUAAAAAGUUUGUUAACGAGAUUAUCAUAGAGCCAUGCGGUGGCCGUGGUAACAUCAGCGGCGGUGGAGUUGUUCCGAGGAAGAGAAACAGAACUUCCACCGGUGGAAAAACAAGAGCUCCGGCGACUCGGCAAGUCACCUCCGGGCAGAAAUACAGAGGAGUUAGACAGAGGCCAUGGGGAAAAUGGGCGGCAGAGAUAAGAGACCCGUCGCGUGGCGUGCGCGUGUGGCUUGGCACGUUUCAAACUGCUGAAGAAGCGGCUAUUGUGUACGACAACGCGGCUAUUAAGCUGCGUGGUCCCGACGCGCUAACUAAUUUUAUAACUCCACCUGCCACGUGUCAAGAAGUAUCUCCCGAAAUUGAAAAUCCUCCUCAGUUACCGUUACCGUUACCGGUGAGCGACGGUUACAUCUCCGGUAAUGAAUAUCAAUCUCAAUCUCAAUCACAAACUCAAAGCACUAAGAGUUUGUUUUCUCCUACUUCAGUUCUACAGUGUUGUUCAUCUUCCGAAGAAGUAGCUGAAUCCGUUACAGCCGAUAAAGAAUCCGAAUCACUCUUUUCAAUUCCAAGUGAUAUACUAUUUGAUUUCCAAGGUUCUUCACCGGCGAACGACGAGUUUAACAGCUUCAACAGCUUAUCGGAGAACAUGUUCUACGGAGAUAUUGAUUGUUCGGAGUAUUUCAAUUUGGAUUUGGAUUUCGGAUUUGAAAGCUUGCAUAUGCAUAAGGAUGAAGAUUUUUUCCAAGAUAUUGAUGAUUUAUUUGCUUCUGAUGCUCUUGUUGCUCUUUAA